CACUGCAAUCUGAGCAAGAGAGCAAGACUGUCUCAAAAACAAACAAAAUAGGUAGCUCCUAGGGCAUUAUAGGAACAAUGAUAACUGAAUGAAUAUUUUUUAAAGGAAAAAAAUCAUUACUUAAUGAUCUCAGCUUUUUUAGUUUAACAUCACAGAAACUACUGAUUUGAAAUAUUCCAAAGAACUAUAUUUGCUCUCUGUAACAGUAAUUUUUCAAAACUCUUCUAACAAGACCAACUCACUGGAAAGAAAACUCUACAUGUCAAUGAAUGAGUGUCCACAACCCAAAGAAUACUCACGUGGCACUUCCAGGAAGUCUCUACCAUUAAGCAAAAGAGAUCCCAUGAUCCUAGUCUCGGGGGCGGGGGGGAACCCUCCAAAUUAUUGCCAGUGAUUUUAAGAAAGAUGAUGUUAAAUGCUAGCACACUCAAUAGUUCUGCACAAUACAUGAGUUCUGCACAAUACUUAACAUAUUCUGAGAAGAUCAUGAAUAAAAUGCAAAACCCUUUUUUGUACUUUUAUAAUUAGGAAUAAUCUAGAUAACCCUAGGAUUUGUACUUUUACUACUAAGAGCUAAUAUUUACUGAGUCCUUACUAUGUGACAAGCACAUAGUGAAGCAUUUUUGCCCAAGACCAUCUUAUGAGGUAAAUACUAUUAAUAUCUUCAUUUUACAGACAAGUAAUCUGUGGCUCCCAAAUGUUAAAUAACUUGCCAAAGACUACUAAGCUGAUAAUUGGCCAAGCCCAAAUUUAAAACCAGACAGUCUGUUUCUAGAACUUGCAUUGUUAACUCAUUUGCUUUACUGACUUGGAAUCUAUGAAACAGGUAAAGUUGAAGAAUGCCUUUCUCUUCUGUUUCUUCUCCAUGCUCUAGGAAUCUCAAAAAAUAAUGAAUCCUGAGCUUUUAAAUCUAUGCAUAUAUCACUAUCUUUAUUAUGCUACUUCCUUUAAAGAAAGUAUGGUUUAAUAACUUAAUGCACUGUCUUCAGUUUUUCCUGCACUGGUGUCAUAUGUAAUUUCUCUUCCUUGUUUAGGUUUGCGGCUAGAAGACAGUAAAUCUAGCAAUGGAGCCCACAUAUGAGGAAUACCUAGCAAAUCAUGGAACAAUAGUAAAGCCUUAUUACUGGCUAAGCUUCUCUCUAGAUUGCUCUAAUUGUCCUUACCAUAUUCGAACGGGUGAAGAAGCAAGAGUUUCCCUCACAGAAUUUUGUCAGAUUUUUGGAUUCCCUUAUGGGACAACAUAUCCUCAAACAAAACACCUCACAUUUUAUGAAUUAAAAACUUCUUCUGGUAGCCUGGUGCAAAAGGGCCAUGCUAGCAGUUGCACUGGGAAUCAUAUCCAUCCAGAAUCAAUGCUCUUUGAAAUGAAUGGUUACCUUGACUCAGCCAUAUACAAUAAUGACAGCAUCAGGCAUAUCAUUCUGUAUUGCAACAACUCCCCUUGUAAUGAAGCUAACCACUGCUGCAUCAGCAAAGUAUACAAUUUCCUGAUUACAUAUCCAGGCAUCACUCUUAGUAUUUAUUUUUCUCAGCUCUAUCACACCGAGACGGACUUUCCUGCCUCCGCAUGGAACCGCGAAGCUCUCCGGAGCCUGGCCAGCUUAUGGCCGCGGGUUGUUUUGAGUCCAAUAAGCGGCGGGAUUUGGCAUUCUGUCCUCCACAGCUUUGUUAGUGGUGUCUCAGGAUCACAUGUUUUUCAGCCCAUUUUAACAGGGAGAGCACUGACUGACAGGCACAAUGCAUAUGAAAUCAAUGCCAUAACAGGUGUAAAACCUUUCUUCACUGAUGUUCUUCUCCAGACAAAAAGGAAUCCAAACACAAAAGCUCAGGUGGCUUUAGAGAGCUACCCCUUAAACAAUGCCUUUCCCGGACAGUCUUUUCAAAUGACGAGUGGAAGACCUCCAGACCUCAGGGCUCCUGUUGUUUUUGUGCUAUUGCCUCUCAGGGACUUACCACCAAUGCAAAUGGGCCAAGACCCAAAUAAACCCAGGAAUAUCAUAAGGCACUUAAAUAUGCCUCAAAUGUCAUUCCAGGAAACCAAGGACCUUGAAAGGCUUCCCACUAGAAGGUCAGUGGAGACAGUGGAAAUCACAGAACGGUUUGCAAGUAGCAAACAGGCAGAUGAAAAGACGAAGAAGAAGAAAGGGAAGAAAUAAAAUUUACCUUCCCACAGCAUGAAACCAAUUCCCAGCGGACUUAUUAGAUAGACAACAAAAAUCUGGAAACUUUCUCUCUUAGGGCUGAGCCAAGAAGGAGAUAAACUGACGCACUAAAAGCAAACCUUGAAUUAUUUACCAUAUGAACUGUUAUAAAGUCACACUCUUUUAAACAUAAUCCAAAAUGUUUCCAUAAGCAACUUGAUCUCUCUCCUUUGAAAGUGGCAGUAUCAAAAUGGAACCAUUAGCAGCUUGCUAAUAUUUUGGUGCAGAAAAGGAAUCUCAUUAUUCUAUUCUACUCACAUCACCUUUUCACAACAAAAGCCCAUGGACAAAAUAGCUACCUAAAUUGAUUUCAGUAAAAAAAUUUACUGUAAAACUGAAAAACAGCCUGAAGCUACUGACAUUAAAUGCUGUUUGCAAGAGCAAACCAGUGAUUUUCUACUAGUUGUUAAUCAUGGACAGAAGAUUUUAGGUAGUUCAUUUUUUUCUAAAGUGAUUCAAAAUAGUUUUGUGUGGGAAAAAGCACUUCUGUUGAUUACGUAUAGCUAUAAAGAUUAAAACCUAGGCACCUGCUCAGUUUGAUCUUCCCCAGCUCAGACCUCUCCCUUCUGAGCAGAUGAUAGAGGCAAGAUGAUACAUGAGAACCUCCAAUGGCUCCUGUCAUCACAUACCAUAUAAAAUCCAAGUUCCUCUUACUGGCUUUCAAGGAUCCUCCUUUAACUUUCUGUUGCCUUGUAUCAUCAGCAAGAUCAUAAGUACCCACAGGUCAAGCGCUGUCUCUCCCUUCCCUUUAACUUUUCCCUUAGGAUCUAGCACGUUAUCCAGCAAAACAUGGGUAGCAAGGCUGAAAUGACACCUCAAUAACUUCACCAAUGACUAUGAGUCAACAUCCCUUCUCCACCCUGGCUGAAAGCCUACUUAACCAUCCUGCAACAGAUGUUUUUCUUUUUGUUAGCAUCCAUUCCCCCUUCUAAUGCAGCUCCCAGUGCAUAAUGUGUGUUUUACUUCCCUCCUUUCUGACUCCAUCCUCGUCACGAGUGAAUAUUUGUACCUUCUCUUAAAAUCUUCAAAACACACUUCUAGGAAGUGCUCCUUCACUAAUCCUCUAAGCACUUAAAUGAAAGCACUUUGCUUAUGCUUAUUUCACAUUUGCUGCCACUUGCCUCUUUGAAAUAUGUAAAGAUACAUUACAAGAAAAAUGUACAUUUACUUGUAACUUGCCAUUUUUUUCUAUAUAUAUGUAUAUAAAGCUCCUAUUAUCCUAAGCUAAUAAAAGAGUUUGCCAUGACAUUAAAACAUGUAAUACUCCAUGAAGGAGGAGGAGAAAGAAAAACGUAUUUUAGGAAUAACAAUUAGUAUUGUGGUUAAAAUAAACAUGAAUAAAAAGUUUAAAA
Molecule: messenger RNA, 3553 nt
Organism: Cercocebus atys (sooty mangabey)
Lineage: Eukaryota; Metazoa; Chordata; Mammalia; Primates; Cercopithecidae
Gene: APOBEC4
Product: apolipoprotein B mRNA editing enzyme, catalytic polypeptide-like 4 (putative)
Exons: 1
Coding region: 1065-2156 (363 amino acids)
Source: RefSeq, a predicted model, not a curated record